Messenger RNA from Schistosoma mattheei, 792 nucleotides. The record is from the annotation of a GenBank genome assembly. NCBI's taxonomy places the organism in Eukaryota, Metazoa, Platyhelminthes, Trematoda, Strigeidida, Schistosomatidae.
AUGGCUACCCAGUAUAAACUGAGCUCCUCACAAAGAGAUCGCGUAAAAAAGUUCAGUGCUAUUACUCGAAGUUCUGAUAAGGUUGCUAUUGACUGCCUUCAGAUGAGCAAUUGGAGGUUAGAACAGGCCGUAGAUUACUUCUACAGACAGAAUCCAACUCCUCAAGGUCCCACUAUUAAUGAGGCGAAAAUUGACCAUCUGUUCCAGCGUUAUCGUGAUCCUCAGUGUCCUGAUCGCAUACUAGCUACAGGGAUGGAGCUAUUUCUUGUCACAGAUCUCCAUAUUGACCCAGAAAGUUUAAUCACUUUAAUCCUAGCUUGGAAGUUUUCAGCAAAGACCCAAGGAGAAUUUACUCGCGAGGAGUUUUUUCGUGGAUUCAGAGAGUUGGGGUGUGACUCAAUCAGUUCCUUGCGUAAUAAACUUCCUAGUCUAUUAAGUGAUAUAGAAGACAAACAAAAUUUUCGUUCUUUAUACUUAUUCACAUUUGGUUUCGCUAAUCUGGAUAAACAUGAAAGUAAAUCAUUAGUUCUUCAGUACGCUAUUCCCUACUGGGAAAUUCUUCUACGUGGUCGAUUUUGUCAUUUAUCCCUAUGGUUUAAAUUCCUUCAAGAACAUCAUAAACGUCCAAUUUCUAAGGACACAUGGGACCUUCUUCUAGACUUUGUUGAAACAAUUUAUCCUGACAUGUCUAAUUACGAUGAAGAAGGUGCUUGGCCAGUACUGAUUGAUGAAUUCGUCGAAUGGGCAAAGCCUCAAGUUCAGAUGGAUAUUCCACUAACAAACCACCCAUGA